AGUGUGACGUCACUCGUCAGUCAGUCGUCGUCGUAGGUGUAGUUCUGUAGUGAUGUAAACUGAGCUUUGCGUAAAGUGUGAAGUAUACUACAUAACUCAAUAAGCAGAAACACCAUCAGGAAUUAAUAUUUAGCGGAAGUAAUUUGGUAUUCUUUUUAAACUAAUAGCUUAUAACAAAAUGUCAACUCAGAAUUUACACGCAGAUCGUGAUUUGGAUUUGUCAAAUUCCACAAGAGGAGUAUGGUUAGUGAAGGUUCCUAAGUAUAUUGCAAAUAGAUGGGAAAAGGCUCCAGGAAAUAUUGAAGUAGGAAAACUGAAAAUUACAAAGAAUCCAGGUCAGAAGGCACAGGUGUCGCUUUCGUUGUCGGAGUCAGUGUUAUGUCUCAAAGAGCCAGGGGAGGAGAAUAUUCCAAAGGAUCAUCGUCUUGACGUUUCAAUGGUUACCAAACAGACACUAGGAGUCUUCUCCCACUACUCGCCUAUGCCAAAUUCUGACGCUAUCGUUCCCGAAUCUGAGAAAAUGUGCUUGGAAGGAAGAAUUGUACAGAAACUGGAAUGUCGCCCUUAUGCUGACAGCUGUUACAUGAAGCUCAAACAGGAGUCCAUCCGGAAAGCGAUGAUCCCAACCAGGAGUGUUCAGCAGCUGGACAGGAUAGUGCAGAAUUACAAACCAGUCUCCGACCACAAACAUAAUAUCGAGUACGAGGAGAGAAAGAAGACUGAAGGCAAGAAAGCAAGAGAUGACAAAGACGUUGUCCUGGAGAUGCUUUUUGCCGCGUUUGAGAAACAUCAGUAUUACAAUAUCAAGGAUCUGGUGAAGAAAACCAGACAGCCGGUUGUGUAUUUGAAAGAGAUACUGAAAGAAGUAUGCAACUAUAACAUAAAGAACCCCCACAAGAACAUGUGGGAGCUGAAGCCAGAGUACAGACACUACAAAGACUCAGAAGCGCAGCAGCCGUCUACGUCUGAAUGAUUUCAGACUGGUCAUAUUUUUUGUUCCAUAUUAUAAAUUUGUAAAAUAAACACGUACUUUGUA
Molecule: messenger RNA, 1036 nt
Organism: Homalodisca vitripennis (glassy-winged sharpshooter)
Lineage: Eukaryota; Metazoa; Arthropoda; Insecta; Hemiptera; Cicadellidae
Gene: TfIIFbeta
Product: general transcription factor IIF subunit 2
Exons: 7
Coding region: 179-973 (264 amino acids)
Biological process (GO): transcription initiation at RNA polymerase II promoter; transcription by RNA polymerase II
Cellular component (GO): transcription factor TFIIF complex
Source: RefSeq, a predicted model, not a curated record